This is a messenger RNA of Drosophila virilis, 598 nucleotides long. RefSeq lists its product as uncharacterized. Lineage: Eukaryota; Metazoa; Arthropoda; Insecta; Diptera; Drosophilidae. The record is from RefSeq and is a predicted model, not a curated record.
UAUACAGAGCUUAACUGAUGCCCUGACCUAUCCUAUAUAAGGCACGAAUAGUCUGGUAUUUAGUUCAAUGCUGAAAAUGUUUAGCCAUUCGUUGAUGUUCUCUUCUGCGAGUAUAGUCACAUUUGUGCUGUUGCUGAAUGGCUGUGCCAGCUAUUGCAACUGGGAUUACGGUUAUGAGUCCACGUUGGUGGCAUUCCGAACUACGAAUCCGGCAAAACUGAAUGUUGUGGCGCAAUUAGAGAGCCUGGGCUGCGGCGAAUAUUAUACAACGUAUCCAGCUCAGUGCCAGGGCUAUUAUCUAAGGAACAUAUCUCGGACGAUUGCAAUGGGCUGUUACAGGCGCUUCUCAUAUCCUGGUCCCAACUACCGCAGCUGGUCAAUGCAAAUACCUGGCCUAAGAAGACGUUCCAGCUGGAACUAUUUCUGGUCCCGCACCUUCAUGUGCCCGAGAACGCGCUCGAGGUCAACAGUAAGGUUAAUUCUACAGUUGCCGGCACGUUUGACUGGAGCUCUGUUCUCGUUCCUCAUAUAAAUAUAUAUGGUUAACUAUGUAUAGGCUUUUACUUUGUGAAUUAUUUUUAAAUUAUACAAAUUUAUA